Colletotrichum phormii is the source of this 1326-nucleotide messenger RNA. RefSeq lists its product as uncharacterized. The coding region runs from base 1 to 1326 and encodes 441 amino acids. The transcript is spliced from 2 exons. NCBI's taxonomy places the organism in Eukaryota, Fungi, Ascomycota, Sordariomycetes, Glomerellales, Glomerellaceae. The record is from RefSeq and is a predicted model, not a curated record.
AUGCAAAACUCUCAUAUCGCGUUUGGGCAGACCAGCGUGGGCUUGAAGCUCCAGUUCGUUUUCAUUGGCCGCUGGCUAAGUGACACUCCAAUCCACUUGGACGCUCUCGAGAUCAUUGCCGAGAAAGCUCGUCGGUUCUGGUGGGGCCAGCAGAUCGAGCUCGCAACGAUGUCAUGGAGCUUGCUGCUGGCCGUCGAAGGCAGACGAAGGAGAAUCCCCUCUGUCUGGGCCUACCUCGGACUAGCACACCUUGUCAGCCUUUCAUUCGCCCAGAACCUCUUCUAUCUCGCAUUGCUUCUUACUCCGGCUCCGACUACUACAGCAGACGACAGCCAUCCUACCUCUACACUAGGACGCAUGCGCAAGAGACUCUUACCUGUGAAGCCUGUCAACUGGACGCCACACCCGGCCUUGCUCUUGGCAUCAUUCUGCUUUGCUUACGUUCUGAUAUACUGGGCUCCAUCGACAACAGGCACGGCGACAUUUGCCCGCAUCGCAAUCUUUGGGCGACUUCUGACGUUUGGUCCUAUUGUCAUCCCCGCCGUCGUUCCAGCUAGUUGGGGCACAGUGUACUCUGAUCCUCACGGAGCAUAUGGCAUAUUCACUGAACUCUUUCGCUUUGUAUCCACAGCGAGUUUCGCCUUCCACGUCAAAGGCACCGCGCUUGCUUUGCUUUACAAUGCGCCAAAUGCCCACUAUCAUCGUCAUAGCCGGUUCCUACCUUUCGACAUAGAGAAACGCUCGACGUGGGAGCGUACAACAACGGCGCUUGGAAAAGUCUUGGGAUCGGCAUCCGAUCAUCCUGUUGUAGCUGCUGUGGCAUGGGACGUUUUGCUCAGCGGAGUCAGCCAAGGGUUAUGGGCGGCUACACGUGUGUUGGAUGUGAAUGACAUUCUAGCCGCCUCUACUCCGUUCGCUCCGAACGAUUCAUCGAAGGCAAAGCCACAACCCAGACUACUGGGAGGAAGUGACAAAACAAAGCCGGAGUCGGAAUCGUCCAGCCACACCAACACAGUUUCUACGCGACGCAGGGGUAAUCAACAUGCAGAAAAGAGCAAGCCCGCAGAAAUGACAAUUUCAGAGACGCCUGUGUCUAGAAGCACCCGCCGAGGCCAUACCCUGAAGCGUACGGCAAACCCCGAGGAGGCACCAGAAGAUGCAUACGAGCCGAGCCCUGCGGAAAGCCGCGCUGCUGUCGAAGGCGAUGAACUCCCCGAUGGCGAUGUGGACUGGGAAUCUGCAGCGUUGGCUUGGGGCCUCACAGCCUUGGGAGGCCUUGGAUCUAGCAGCGCUGGUGUUUUUGGGGCCGAGUGCACAUCUCGAUGA